AUAAGCGUCGAGCUGAGACCAUCGACAGCCUGACACCUGAUAGCUACACUGUGGUGCACAGUUUGGUUGGGAACACGGAACGCUCGUCGUGGUUACAGUUUGGGGGGGGGACAUGCGGCAGAAAGAGAGCGCACCUUCGACAGCACAACAUCAACUCAAAGCUUUGUUUGACUUGAGCAGACGCGUUAUCCUUCUGAAGGAGCCCCGCGCGUAAAACUCGCAGCCCAUUAGCGCGUUUCAUGGGGAUUUAUAGAUGACAAGACCUGCACGCUGCGGGUUGUUCUCAGCAUCUACAAGGAUCUCCGAUGUGGAACAUGGCGAGAGGGAUGAGGGGAAGUCAUCUCCUCGCUGCAUUUUGGAUUAUAACACUGUUCACGGACGCAGAUGGACAAGGAACCUCUAAUGACUUAACAGGUUUCAGUUUGAGCCCGCCGUACUUCAACCUCGCUGAGAGCGCAAGUAUUUCUGCCUCUGCAACCUGCGGCCAGGAUGAGACUGGCUCACCGAGAUAUGAGUUAUACUGUAAGCUUGUCGGAGGUCCCACAACUGGACUUCCUACUCAAAAUAUACAGGGUCAGUUUUGUGACUACUGCAACUCCAUUGACCCAAACAAAGCUCACCUGGUGACCAAUGCCAUCGAUGGGACAGAGCGCUGGUGGCAGAGCCCUCCUCUCUCCAGGGGAAUGGGCUACAACAUGGUGAAUGUUACCCUGGACCUCAGACAGCUCUUCCAUGUAGCCUAUGUCCUCAUCAAGUUCGCUAAUUCACCUCGUCCUGACCUGUGGGUGCUGGAGCGCUCUGUGGACAAUGGGAGAACCUUCACCCCCUGGCAGUAUUUUGCACAUUCAAAGCGUGAGUGCAUCGAAAGCUUUGGAAAACAGCCCAAUGCACGUAUAAUAAAUGAUGACGACCAGCUCUGCACCACAGAAUACUCACGGAUCGUCCCUCUGGAGAAUGGAGAGAUUGUGGUGUCUCUGGUAAACGGCCGGCCGGGGUCCAGAAACUUCACCUACUCACCGGUGCUGCAAGACUUUACAAAGGCUACCAACAUCCGCCUGCACUUCCUCCGCACCAACACCCUGCUCGGCCACCUUAUCUCGAAGGCCCAGAGAGAUCCCACUGUCACACGCAGGUAUUACUACAGUAUCAAAGACAUCAGCAUCGGUGGACGCUGUGUUUGUCAUGGGCAUGCCCAGGUGUGUGGUGGGGGGCGUAACCAGGACAACCCAAGCAGAUUCCAGUGCGAGUGCCAACACAACACCUGUGGCGAGUCGUGUGACCGCUGCUGCCCAGGCUUUAACCAGAAGCCGUGGCGCGCCGCAACUGUUGACAGCCCGAAUGAGUGUCAACCCUGCCAGUGUUUCUCCCAUGCCUUUGACUGUUAUUAUGACCCAGAGGUGGAAAAAAUGGGAGCAAGUUUAGACACCUUCGGCAGGUAUGACGGAGGAGGAGUGUGCAUCAACUGCCAGCACAACACGGCUGGAGUGAACUGUGAGAAAUGCCUUGAAGGCUUCUACAGACCAUUCGGAGUACCUCCUGAAUCUCCCACAGGAUGUACACCCUGCAGCUGUGAUGAAAGGACUACAGCCGGCUGUGAAAUGGGUUCUGGAAGGUGUAUCUGCAAGCCACAGUUUGCUGGAGAAAGCUGCAAUCGCUGUGCUGAUGGAUACUAUUACUACCCUGACUGCAUUCGGUAUCCAGUGAACCCGACGACCACCAAAUCCCCAGCAGGUCCAAUUGUGGUACCCGCUGCCUGCCCUCCAGGGUAUUUCGGCUCUCCCAGCUGUCAGCCGUGUAUUUGUGACUACAGAGGGACAGCGUACGGGGUGUGCGAUGCUUCAGGACGCUGCCUGUGCCGUCAGGAUGUGGAAGGGGAGCGGUGUGACCGCUGUCGACCUGGAUACCACUCCUUCCCAAACUGCCAGGAGUGUCUGUGUGAUGGCUCUGGUGUAGCUGACAGGGUGUGCAGUCCAAACGGUCAGUGUAUUUGCCUCCCCAACUACGGUGGACGGGAGUGUGAUGAAUGUGCACCAGGCUACUAUGGAUAUCCAGACUGUGCUGCUUGCCAGUGUUCACAGGAAGGCUCAUAUGGCACAAUAUGCAACCCAGUAUCUGGUCAGUGCCUGUGUCUACCAGGUGUGGUGGGCCAGCAGUGUGACCGUUGUGCAUCUGGACUCAGGUUCCCCCAGUGUUCAGCUUCCAUCAGUGCCUGCAAUACAGCAGGAACUGAGAUCUCAGAUCCUCAAACAGGCUCCUGCCGCUGCCUUCCAAAUGUAGAGGGAACUCUUUGCGACAGGUGUAAACCACUCUACUGGAAUCUAGCUACAGACAACCCUCGUGGCUGUAUAGAGUGUCGGUGUGAUCUGAAAGGGACUCUGAGUGGUGUUGGAGAAUGUGAACAGAAAAGCGGACAGUGUCACUGUAAGCCUAAUGCAUGUGGACAUGCAUGUGACACCUGCAAGGAUGGAUACUUCCUGCUGCAGAAAAAGAACUAUUUUGGUUGUCAAGGUUGCCAGUGUGAUGUAGGUGGUGCCACUGGGAUGGGAUGCAAUGAGGUGUCAGGACAAUGUCAGUGUCGGAAGAACGUAAUUGGCCAGAAAUGCACAGAGCCAGCACAAAGCUACUACUUUCCCACGCUGCACCAACUGAAGUUUGAGGUGGAGGAUGGCACCACACCAAAUGCCAGACCUGUACGCUUUGGUUACAGCCCCCAGGAGUUCCCCGAUUUCAGCUGGAGAGGCUACGCUGUAAUGUCUCCUGCACAGAGUGAAGUCAGAGUAACAGUGCAUGUUGAUCCGAAAGACGGGAGGCAGCACAUAUUCCGUGUGGUUAUGCGGUUCAUUAACCCCAGCAGCAGCAGUGUGACUGGUAGCAUCAAGGCUACCAAUAACAGAGGCACUGCAGGGUCAGAUCAGAGCAAAGAAGUAAUAUUCCCUCCGAGUCCCUCCCCAUCCUUCCUCACUGUCCCGGGAGAGGGCUUCGCUGAGCCCUUUGCGUUGACCCCUGGGAAAUGGCUCAUUCACAUAAAGGCAGAGGGGGUUCUUUUGGACUAUUUAGUGCUGCUGCCCCAAGAUUACUAUGAGGCACCACUGCUGCAAGAAAAGAUCACGGAGCCCUGCACAUACUUACCCACCUCAAACACGGAUGCAAACUGUCUCUUGUAUAAGCACAUAGCUCUGGAUGGAUUCAGCUCUGCACUGGGCUCACAGGGAAAAUUCACCAGCCGAAGUGGGCGCAGGAAGAGGCAGGCUCGAGUGCACCGUCCCACCCCAGAUCACCCUGAAAUGGCUGCUCUCAAUGGAAGACAGUCGCAGCUCCAACUCAGCCUGCGUGUGCCUCGUCCUGGCCCAUACGCUCUUGUUCUGGAGUAUGCCAGCGAGGCGGACACUGUCCAGAAUGUCAACAUACUCAUCAGUGGUCAGUCAGGGGGCCAGAUCCCUGCCAGAGCCAACGUUUACAGUUGUGCCCUUAGCAAUUUGUGCCGGAGUGUGGCAGUGGACAGCAGAAAUCAAGUGGCAGUGCUGGAGCUUACUCAUAAAACAGAAGUUCUUCUGCAAACCUCCACUACAUCGUUCCUUCUGUAUAAAGUGUACGCAGUGCCUUCAGAAGAGUUCUCCACUGAGUAUGUAGAGCCCAAGGUGCUGUGUGUCUCCACUCAUGGUCGCUUCACUGAGGACAGUCGGCACUGUGUUCCGAGGCAGUUCGAUAAACCCACCUCAGCCUGGAUUCUGUACGCGGCCCGUGACGGACAGCUAUUGUCCACGCCGGCUGCUGCUCUCCAACAAAGAGAGAAUGAGGACUGGAGACGGAGACGACAGUCUGGCUUGUUCCCUGUCCGUGAACCUCAAAGUGAUGGGACUCUGCUUAAAUUCCCUCAGACGGGGAUCAGUUUCACUCCCAAGGUGCCCCUCCCAGGCAGAUAUGUAGUGGUGGUCCAUUACCGCCAGCCUGAACAUACCUCAUUCCCUGUGGAAGUACGAGUAAAUGCGGGACGUGAAUGGAAGGGUUUGAUAAAUGCUACAUUCUGCCCUGCAGUCUCAGGCUGCAGGAUGGUAGUCAUUGCUGAUGGACGCAUUGCCCUUGACUUUGACAAUUCCUGGCAGCCACCCACCAUCUCUGUGACUGUGCCACCUAUGAAGACUCUAAUCCUGGAUUAUGUCUUGUUGGUUCCUGAUAACACUUACACUCCAGAGCUCCUGAAAGAGAAGCCACUGGAUAAAUCUGCAGAUUUCAUUCAACAAUGCAGAGGAGAGGGGUUCUUUAUUGACCCCAGGACUUCUUCCCAGUUCUGCAGAGACUCAGCCCGCUCUCUUGUAGCAGCUUAUAAUGACGGAGCUCUGCCUUGCAACUGUGACAAGUCGGGUUCCACAGGGACUGUCUGUGAUCCAGCUGGAGGACAAUGUCCCUGCAGGCAACAUGUCAUCGGGCGGCAGUGCACAAAAUGUGCCACAGGAUACUAUGGAUUUCCCUACUGCAGACCAUGUGAAUGCGGCCGCCGGCUGUGUGAUGAAGUGACAGGACGCUGUAUCUGCCCUCCUCAGACUGUCAGACCGGCUUGUGAUGUGUGUCAGAAUCAGACUUUCAGCUACCACCCUUUACUGGGCUGCGAGAACUGUGAAUGCUCUCCAAAUGGCAUAAACGUAAAUGCCGGGUCACAGUGUGACUACAUUACUGGACAGUGCAGUUGCAAGCCGAGGAUUGGAGGGCGACAGUGUGACCGCUGUGCUGCAGGUUAUUAUCGCUUCCCUGACUGUGUGCCUUGUGACUGUAAUCAAGGUGGCGUUACAUCCAAUGUGUGCCACCCAGAUACAGGCAAGUGUCUUUGCAAGAGAAAUGUGGCUGGCAUCAGGUGCGAUGCUUGUCGGGAAGGUUCCUUCUAUUUUGACCCCUCCAACCCUCGUGGGUGUACCAGCUGCUUCUGCUUUGGAGCCACUGACCAGUGUCAGAGCUCCAGCAAACGCAGGGGGAAGUUUGUGGAGAUGCGAGGCUGGCGUUUGGAAAGCCCCGACAAGGAGGAGGUUGUCUCUGUUCUGAACUCUGCCAGUAACACAGUGGUUGCAGAUAUCCAGGAGCUUCCUGGUACAGUUCAAACGCUACACUGGGUGGCACCAUCGUCCUACCUGGGAAACCGGGUUUCGUCUUAUGGUGGUUUCCUGACCUACCAGUCCAAAUCCUUUGGGAUUCCCAGCGAGGGGAUGACUCUGAUGGACAGAAGACCUGAUGUUGUGCUGAAUGGUCAGAAUAUGACCCUGGUCUACAUGGCUCCACAAGUUCCACUUCCAGACAAGCUUUUUCAGGGCAGAGUUCAGCUCUUGGAGGGAAAUUGGCGGCAUGCUGGCACCAAUAGGCCCGUGUCCAGAGAGGAGCUGAUGAUGGUCUUGGCCGGUCUGGUGGGCCUGAGGAUCCGAGCCCUGUACUUUACUCAGAGCCAGCGGCUCAGCUUGGGGGAGGUGGGCUUAGAGGAGGCUACAAACUCAGGGACUGGAGGUUCUGGAAACACUGUAGAGGACUGUUCCUGCCCCUCUCAGUACACCGGAGACUCCUGUGAGAAAUGUGCUCCUGGUUACUACAGAGAUGGCAGCCAGCCCUACCUGGGCCGCUGUGUGCCCUGUGAGUGCAACGGACUGGCCGAUGAGUGUGAAGACAGGACAGGGAGAUGCCUGAGCUGUCAGUACAACACAGCUGGGGACAGAUGUGAACGCUGCAAGGAAGGUUACUAUGGAAACGCAGCUCAGAGGACAUGCAGAGUGUGCCCGUGCCCAUUCACCGCAUCCACAAACAGUUUUGCAGUAGGUUGCAAAGAGGAAUACGGAGACAUUAAGUGUAUAUGCAGAGCAGGCUACACUGGUCACCGGUGUGAGAGUUGUGCUCCUGGUUACUAUGGCGAUCCACUCACACCGGGUGGAAGUUGUCAGCCCUGUAAUUGCUUUGGCAAUGGAAACAACUGUGAUCCCAGGACUGGAGUUUGCAAAAACACACUGGAGCCAGGAGACACAAACACAGAUGAGCACUGCGAAGAGUGUGAUAAUUGUGCCCAGACUUUACUACAUGACCUGGAGAAGCUGGAUGAUGAACUAGGAAGGAUCAAGGCUCAGCUGGACAAUGCCACUGCCAGUACCUCUUCUCAAGACAAACUGAAGAAGUUGGAGAAGGCUAUAUCAGACACCAAGAUUCUUGUCAACAAAUACGGCUCUGCCAUUAACAACCAAAAGUCCCAAGUCAGCCAGCUGGAAGAGGACACCAGCACUCUUGCAGACGACAUCAGCUCCCUCAAGGACAAGGCCGAUAAGAGGGCUGCUGAUGCUGACAAGGCAGUGGGAGAUGUCGAAAAAACACACAAGAGGGCUAAAGAUUUGGACGCAGACAUUCGCGACAUGCUGAAGAAAAUCCAAGCUCUACUGGACCAGCUGAAGAAUACAGACACCAGAGGUGAUACGCCCAAUGAAAACUUGAGUAAACUGCUGGAGGACGCUGAGCGCAUGGUGAAGGAGAUGGAGGACAGGAACUUUGACCCUCAGAAGACGGCUGCUGAGAAAGAAAGAGAUGAAGCUAAGAAACUGCUGGACCACAUCAAGGACAAAGUAAGUAAGCAAUGUGACAAAAAUGAGGCAGAUGCAGAGAAGAUUCGUGGCCUUCUGAAGGAUUAUGAAGCCAAGCUGAAGGACCUGGACAAGGCUCUGAAAGAGGCGUCAGAUUUGGUGAAAAAAGCCAAUGCCCAGAACGGCCUCAACUCCAAGACAAUGGGAGAUCUGCAGAAACGUAUCGAUGAUUUGAAAAAGGAGAGGAAGACUGUUGAGGACCAGAUGGGCUUGGCUAAGAAUGAGCUGCAGAAAACAGAAGAUUUGGUGAAAAAGCUUACAGACAGUAAAACGGAGUAUGAACAGCUGGCAGCACAGCUGGAUGGUGCCAAGAAGGAUUUGACCAAGAAAGUGAAUGAGAUUUCUAAGGCACCGGGAAAAAAGAGCCUUGUGGAGAAAGCUGAGAAACAUGCUAAGGAACUUGACAAGCUGGCAAAGGAUCUCGAGGAUGCUGUGAAGAAUGCAAGUGGACGUACUGAAGUGCGUAAUGCUAAAGACGCUAUUGACGCCUACAAGAACAUCACAGAUGCCAUUAAUGCUGCAGAUGCAGCUGCUAAUCAGGCCAGAGAUGCUGCAGACAACGCCUUGAAUAAUGUAAAAAACCAAGGACUCACAGAAAGAGCAAAAAACCUGAAAGAGUCAAGUGAUGAUCUAGUGAAAGAAGCAAAAGAUGCUGAGAAAGACCUUAAAGACGCUGCCGAUGACCUUAACGAUCUGAAGAAGCGCCUGACAAAUGCUGAAAAGAAGAAAAAAGAUCUUGAGAACGAUCUUUUGGAUGCACAGAAUCAACUAAAGAACAUCAAAAGAGAUGACAUUGACAAUAUGAUCAAUGAGGCCAAGAGGAAGGCAGCUUCAGCCAAUGACUCAGCCAGUGACACUAUGGACAAGCUCAACGCCAUCAAAAAUGAAAUUGAUAAAAUUAAUGUCUCUCCUGUGGACUCUAACCUGACCAAUGUACUCAAUGAUGUGGACCAGUCAGUGAAGAAAUUGUUGAACACCAUCCCAUCUCUGAAUGAUAAGAUCUCAGAGGUGGAGAACCUGACCUCGCAGUUCUCACCCAUCAGCAACAUCUCUGAAAACAUCAAGAAGAUCAAGGAGCUCAUUGAGCAAGCCAGGGACGCAGCUAACAGGAUUGGGAUCCCUAUGAAGUUUAAAGGCGAUGGUCACGUGGAGCUGCGUCCACCAAAGAAUCUGGAGGAUCUGAAAGCCUACACGUCACUGUCUCUGUCGCUGCAGAGACCUGGUCAGGACUCAGGCAGGGGAGAUGGAAGACGUCGACGCAGACAGGCCCAAAACAAAGCAGACAUGUUUGUGUUGUACCUUGGCAAUAGAGAUUCCUCGAAGAACUACAUAGGUAUGGUUUUGAGGAACGGCGUGCUGUACGGUGUGUACAAGCUCAACGGAGUUGAAUAUGAGAUGAAAACAGACGCCAUCAGUAUGUCUGCGUCUGAGCCAGCCACGUUUGACAGAGUGGACCUACGCAGAAUGUACCAAGACGCAGAGAUGAUCCUUACCAAAGAUAUAACCUCAACCACACCUGGUGCAUCAAUUAAGAGCAGCAACCAAGGUGAAGAGAACAAGAACCUCCUGGACAUCAGCCCCAGUGACAUUGUCUUCUAUGUUGGAGGCUACCCUUCUGACUUCAAACCACCAGCGUCUCUCAGCUACCCCAUGUACAGCGGCUGCAUUGAGUUCUCCUCCUUUAAUGACAGAGUUAUCAGUCUCUACAAUUUCCAAAAGGCAGAGAAAAUCAAUCUGGAGACUCCAUGCAGGAGGUAUGCACAUCCGGUGGAUUCGUACUACUAUGAAGGCACUGGAUAUGGCAAAGUGAUGAUAACAAAAUCACUACCCUAUCUCCUCAUCGAUAUGUCCAUUUUUUCUCGUUCUGAAAAUGGUCUGCUUCUAUACAUAGGAAGUGAGGACAAGUACUUCAUUGUGACCAUGGAGAAAGGUGUCAUUUUCAUACAUAGCAAUUCACUUCAAGCACCAGCUACAAAUAAUGCAAAAACAUUCCCGACAAGUGACUGGACAGAGAUACAAGUCAUUAUGACAAGCAGAGGAAAGAUUUUGGUCCGUAAGGCCAACAAAGAAGUGGCCUCAGCCCAAGCGCAGUACGACAUCAAAGACUUUAAAGAAAUAUAUAUCGGUGGUGCCCCACAAGACUUGAGGGAAAGAGAUAACAUCACUAUGCAGCCAUUCAAAGGGUGCUUGAAGAAUCUGAAGCUGUUUAAAGACUUUAAACCUGUUGAUGAAACAGUGGGCAUCAGCAAAGGUUGUCCCAUGGAUUCCCUGAUUUCACGGAAGGCAGAGUUCAGCUUGGGGAGCUCGCUCUCAGCCAACCUGCCAGGCUUCAGUCUGAAUGACGACGUUACUCUCUCCCUGGGAUUCAAGAGCACAGAUAAUCAGGGUCUCAUUUUGCAGGACAAACAGCAGGCUAAUGGGAUUAAUAUUGCAUUGGAAAACGGCUAUGUGAUUCUCAAUUUCAACAUAAACAUGUGGAAAUCUAGCAAGCAAUACCACAACGGGCAGUGGCAUUAUGUGACCAUAACCAGAAGAGCUGGAAGGAUUGCAGUGAUUAUUGAUGAUGAAGAUAAAGGUCAGAUGCAGAGUGGCAGCGCAUCCAUACCUGAUACAAGCGGCACCAUUGUCCUUGGAAAUGACAAGUUCAAAGGCUGCGUUUCCAACCUCUACACAAGACGGCCAAGCAAUCUGUACAAGGCUGAGGACUUCAGCUCCUUCCAGUCUUCUGGAGACAUCCUGCUGGAUGUGUGUACUACUGACAUUCCUGCUCAACUGAUGCUGGACCGCAUCUCAAAGAAGGUUGAUGUGGUGCCUGUGGUAAAUGACACUAUAUCAGCGUGUGCGUUACCAGCCCUGGUUCCAAAUGCUUAUCGCAUGGGGGGGCCUGUUAGCAGCCUGACCUACAGCCUGCCUCUACAGGUGCUGCAGCCCAGACCCCACUUCUCUCUCGAUGUGAGGACUCGCUCUCCUGAAGGUCUGCUGUUCUUUGCUACAACCAGAGGAGGGCGGUCUCAUCUCGCUUUAUACAUGUCCAAGGGCAGAAUCAGACUGUCUGUGGGAAAACAGAAGGAGAUCUUUAACCGAGAGAAGUACAAUGAUGGAAAGUGGCACUCGGUCAUAUUCAGUUUGGAGAAGAAGAAAUUCCGACUGGUUGUAGACGGGAUCAGAGCCCAGGAUGGUCAGCUGACUAAUGCUGAGCUCACAUCUAUGCAGCAGUUUGUGUCACCUGUGUACCUGGGCAGCGCUCCAGAAUCCAUGCACAAAGAGCUGAAGUCCAAGGCCCUUCCAAAGCAAAGCAUAUCCGGCUGCGUACGUGGUUUUAAAAUGAAUGGAGCACCAAUGUCAACUCCAACCACAAAUCAUGGUGCUGGUCCCUGCUUUGAGGGACAGACACAGAGAGGGGCUUAUUUUUCAGGGAAUGGAGCUCAUGUCAUUAUCAAUGACUCCUUUGUUGUGGGCUCCACCUUUGAGCUGCUGUUUAAUAUUCGUCCACGGAGUCUGUCUGGACUCCUGCUUCAUGUUGGUGAUUCCAGCAGAACUCAUUAUGGACCUGCGAUGGGCCACUAUCUCAGUGUCUAUAUGCUCAGAGGAGAGGUGGUGGCACAGGUGAACAACGGAAAGGGAGAAUUCAUGGUGUCGGUGAAGCCAAAAACUUCUCUGUGUGAUGGAAUAUUCCAUAAAAUUUCAGUAAUCAAAAGGAAAAAUGUUAUACAACUGUACGUGGACACAAUGGACAAUUACAAGAUUGGACCACCAUCUUCCACUACCACUUUGACCAAAGACCCACUGUAUGUGGGUGGCAUUCCUGAGAUGUUAAUGCAACAGACACUUCCUGUCACGUCGUCCUUUGUGGGAUGCAUCCAGGACAUGAAGAUCAACGGCGACCCGGUGACCUUUGACAGGUCGUCAGGUGUGUUUGGUCCAGUCAACCUCAAAGAGUGUCCGGGCUAAAAAAAAAGCAUCUCACUGCAUCAUCACUAAACAAACCUUGGGACCACGUCCACCACAAACUAUGUGCAAUCUGUUACUAAGACAGAGAAUGUGUUUGGUUAUAAGAACGUGAGUAUUUUGAGAAGUGUGUUUCAGCGUGAGUGUGUGUGUGUGUGUGUGUGUGUGUGUGUGUGUGUGUGUGUGUGUGUGUGUGUGUGUGUGUGUGUGCGAACGAGUGUGAUAAAUAGAGGUAGCAGCUUAAUGUUAGCUGCUCUUUUAAACAUUUCUGUAUUUAUUUUGUCAUGAAAUCAUGUAUUACGUCACCAAUUCAUGAAUGCAUAUUCUACUACCAGCUGUAAUACAGUCUGAUGUGUUGGUCCACUGAUUCUCUAUCGACAGUCCAAUGUUGGGAGUGUGUUUGGGAUUGGUCGGGGCUGCAUUAUGGGCAAUCCAGCACUUUAAGAAAAUGAAUAAUGCCUUUUGUGAUGGUGCUGUAAUUAAGAUCAAAAUUAUUAAUUCUUUGUGUUUGUUUAUUUGGUGUUGGAUGCAAAAGUUUAUACUACAGAAAUUACGUUUACACCCACGGUGCUCAAUUCAGUGACAUUUCAGGGGUUGCUAAGUUAUUCUAUAUUCAUAUCCACAUACCAGCAUGUAGAAUUUUGGAUUUUAACAUCUUUAAGAGACAUGGAGUCCUCACACGUGUUUCUCUCAUAUUGUGUUAUUGUGUCUUGUUCUGAGUUAAUUUCCCAUUUUGCAUUCCUUUUGCAUGUGGAUGAGGAUGCUAGUUUCACCAGAAAACAGCAUGUACUGAAUUUUGUGUCUAUUAGUCUAAUAACCCAUAUAGAUGCCAUUAGAACAAGUCUCACAGCUCUGGUCAGUCAUGUUUGGGACCAUUUACUGUAAAAUUGAAAGCAAUAUAACAAACAACAAAAUGUAUUUGAAGUACAAAUCUCAUCAGCAAAUGUUUACUUUCUGGCUGUGUACAUUUAGGACAAAAUUGAUUUGAUAAUAUAUAUUGAUAUGAGAAAAAAAACAUUAUAGUUGGACACAUUUGUACAUGCAUUCUUGUCUUUUGACCACUUAUUUGUAAACCUUUUUUUUUUUUAACCUGUUCCAUCAAUUCCCUCAAUAAAUAUUUGUCAGUGUCAUUACUAAA
Molecule: messenger RNA, 11685 nt
Organism: Amphiprion ocellaris (clown anemonefish)
Lineage: Eukaryota; Metazoa; Chordata; Actinopteri; Pomacentridae
Product: laminin subunit alpha-3
Exons: 77
Coding region: 306-10550 (3414 amino acids)
Biological process (GO): regulation of cell adhesion; axon guidance; regulation of embryonic development
Cellular component (GO): basement membrane
Molecular function (GO): signaling receptor binding
Source: RefSeq, a predicted model, not a curated record